Hevea brasiliensis (rubber tree) is the source of this 1877-nucleotide messenger RNA. Its product is annotated as lipid droplet phospholipase 1. NCBI's taxonomy places the organism in Eukaryota, Viridiplantae, Streptophyta, Magnoliopsida, Malpighiales, Euphorbiaceae. The record is from RefSeq and is a predicted model, not a curated record. Bases 272 to 1579 code for a protein of 435 amino acids. The transcript is spliced from 10 exons.
CAUCACAGCGGUGAAAAAGAAAAACUCAUCUGGCUUUUCUAGGAAAACCAUAAGGUGGGGCCAAAGGAAGAAGGCUGCAAAAUCGUAGCCGGUAGCUGCAGCUGAGGGGACCCAUUUCUCAAUUAAAAGCCAAUAACUGCUUCAACUGCACAUCAUGCGCGUCAGAUAACGAGAAGGCGCUUUCUAAGUACCCACCUCAUGGAGACUCCCACGCUUUGCCCCCGACCAACUAUAUUAAUACCAACCAAAAGGGUCUCUACUCUACCUUUCCAUGGAUUCUCUCAAGGUGGAAGAAGCUCUCGGUUCUCGAACUAAUCAAGAAGCCGCUGCUGCUGCCGCUGCUGCUGCUGCUGCUCCGAAUGGAAGAUCAGAGACGGCGUCGACUGAGAUGAACACGAAUGAGAACAGGAUUAAUAUUGAGAAAGAGAGGAAGAAGAAUAAGAAGAAGAAGUUGAGGAUUAAAUCUUCCUAUUUGCCGAAAAUUGGAUGCUUGAGGAUUGAACAGGAUGAGGAAGGGAAUUUUGAUGCGGCGGUGGAUACUAUCGGAGAGCCGGCCAAUCCGGCUCAUCUGGUUGUAAUGGUUAAUGGCAUCAUUGGCAGCGCUGAGAAUUGGAAAUUCGCCGCCAAGCAGUUCUUGAAUAAAUAUCCCCGAGAUGUUAUAGUUUACUGCAGCAAAACUAAUUCUGGAACAUUGACAUUUGAUGGUGUUGACGUAAUGGGAGCAAGAUUAGCAGAAGAGGUUAUAUCAGUGAUAAAACGUCACCCCUCUGUUAAGAAGAUUUCAUUCAUAGGUCAUUCUUUGGGUGGGCUAGUAGCAAGAUAUGCUAUUGCUAAGCUCUAUGGACAUGAUCUCACGAAGGAACUUUCUCAAGGAAAUGGAGACUGUAAAAGUGAUGUCAAUGGAGAUACGGGAAUGGAAGACAAAAUCAAAAAUAGAAUUGCUGGAUUGGAGCCAGUGAAUUUCAUAACCCUUGCUACCCCACAUCUUGGUUCAAGGUGGCAUAAACAAGUCCCCUUGUUUUGUGGCUCUUACACCAUGGAAAAAGUGGCCGCUCGUAUUUCAUGGUUUCUUGGUAGAACUGGAAAACAUCUGUUCUUGACUGAUGGUGACAAUGGAAAACCUCCUCUUCUUCUUCAAAUGGUUAGCGACUCUGAAGAUCUUAAAUUUAUGUCUGCUUUGCAGUCCUUCGAGCGUCAUGUUGCCUAUGCAAAUAUACGUUUUGACAACCUUGUAGGAUGGAGCACAUCAUCUUUACGGCGGCAAAAUGAGCUUCCAAAGAGACGACAUCUUUCAAGAGAUGAGAAAUACCCACAUAUAGUGCACGUGGAACCAUCGACAACGUCUGGCCCUCAGCAAGAAUUCCCUUUGGAUGCCAAAGUUGAUGGAUGCAAGUCUGUUAAUAUGGAAGAGGAAAUGAUCCGAGCUUUGACGAAAGUGAACUGGGAACGGGUUGAUGUUAAAUUCAACGGAUUCAAACAAAGAAUGCUCGCACACAAUACUAUUCUGGUAAGAAGCUACUGUGUACAUUCUGAUGGAGCUGACGUGAUCCAACACAUGGUUGACAACUUUCUCCUAUAGAAGGUGCAUAAUGGUUGUAGUAACACUUAAGUCGGUGCUUUUCUCGGCCGAUGGCCCAUUCAAUUAAUUGCAUACUGAAGCGAAAGUGCAGUGACCUCAUUGUGUGAGGUCAGAAGUUAAAUUUCGCUGGGCCUGGUUUAUGCUGGUGAACGCCCACGGGUAAAGAAGGAAAUUUAAAACAGAGAAGAAGAGGAAGCAGGAGGAAUUGUUUUCGAACGGAGGCGUUAUAGGAACUCCAGGCACUAGCAAAAAUUCUUCUGUUAAAUUAAUUAAUAAGAAAAAUUCAUUAUUCUUUUUA